AUGGCCGCCCUAACCGGGCUAGCCGUCGACCAGCCUAAGCGCGACGCAGUCGCUGCAAGUGCCGGCAUGGUGGCGCUGCCCAAGGAAAAGGUGCUGCUUGAAUUGUUUGUGAUGAGCAAGUGCCCGGACGCCAGCUACUGCGAGCACUACCUGCAGGAAACCGUUGAGAAGCUGAGCGACAUCGUGCACGUACGCACAGAGUACAUCAUGCAGGUCGACAACAAGGGCGGCAUCACCUGCAAGCACGGCGACGAGGAGUGCGCCGGCAACCUCGUGCAGCUGUGCGUCGGCCGCCACACACCCCCAGAUCACAAUUUCGACUGGUUUUACAGGUUCCUGACCUGCUCCUGGGACAGCGGGCUGCCGGUAUCCAGUCCUGAGCUGGUCACUACCUGCCUUGAUAAGGUCGGGGCGUCGGACGCUGCACGCACCGCAGUCCAGCGCUGCAUCGCCGGCCCCCAGGGCCGCGGGCUCCUGUACGCGAGCGCGGCGGUGGUGGCCAGGCGGGGCGUGGUGCACAGCUGCACCGUCGCGGUCGACAAGCGGCAGCGCUGCGUGCGCGAUGGCGGCGAGUGGUAUGACUGCCCAGGCGGAAGCGAUGUGGCUGAUUUUGAGCGCUCCAUCUGUGACGCCUACAAGAAGAGGACCGGCAAGGACGCGGACGCGUGCGGGGAGCAGCGGCGCGAGGGCGAGGAGAAGCAGCCACGCACAGCCUGA
Molecule: messenger RNA, 717 nt
Organism: Monoraphidium neglectum
Lineage: Eukaryota; Viridiplantae; Chlorophyta; Chlorophyceae; Sphaeropleales; Selenastraceae
Exons: 4
Coding region: 1-717 (238 amino acids)
Molecular function (GO): oxidoreductase activity, acting on a sulfur group of donors, disulfide as acceptor
Source: RefSeq, a predicted model, not a curated record